Molecule: messenger RNA, 825 nt
Organism: Xenopus tropicalis (tropical clawed frog)
Lineage: Eukaryota; Metazoa; Chordata; Amphibia; Anura; Pipidae
Gene: ndufs7
Product: NADH:ubiquinone oxidoreductase core subunit S7
Exons: 8
Coding region: 24-677 (217 amino acids)
Molecular function (GO): 4 iron, 4 sulfur cluster binding; NADH dehydrogenase (ubiquinone) activity; quinone binding
Source: RefSeq, marked provisional
CUCAGGGGGCGUCCUAAGCCAACAUGGCGGCAUUGACAGCUCCUUGGCUGUCUCGGCUUUGUGCUCCUACAUUUCGACCAGCUUCUCUGGCUGCCCUGCACACAAGGACCUGGAAUCCACCAACUCAAACUGAAAAUGCCACCAGCCUCCUACCAGUCAGACAGAAGAGCAGUGCAGUCACAGCAAAAAAAUCUUUAUUGCCAAGCAACAAAGGGGAGUUUGUCAUCACAAAACUAGAUGAGCUGGUGAACUGGGCACGCAGGAGCUCCCUGUGGCCUAUGACAUUUGGCUUGGCAUGCUGUGCAGUGGAAAUGAUGCAUAUGGCUGCCCCUCGUUAUGACAUGGACAGGUUUGGGGUAGUUUUCCGUGCCAGUCCCAGACAAGCAGAUGUAAUGAUCGUGGCAGGAACCCUCACCAACAAGAUGGCUCCAGCACUUAGAAAGGUGUAUGAUCAAAUGCCAGAACCACGUUAUGUUGUGUCUAUGGGCAGCUGUGCUAACGGAGGAGGUUACUACCAUUACUCGUAUUCUGUGGUUCGAGGAUGUGACAGGAUUGUCCCAGUUGAUAUCUAUGUCCCAGGCUGUCCCCCAACAGCAGAGGCGUUAUUGUAUGGAAUUCUUCAGCUGCAGAAGAAGAUUAAACGAGAGAAAAGAUUACGUGUCUGGUAUCGAAAGUAGAAUAACAAUACAGUGAUUGUAUUUAUCAAACUGAUGUUUUGUAUAAAAUCAUAUGCUCUAAUGUAGCAUUUUAUGUAGUAAACCUCUGUGUGCCGCUAAAUGGAUCACAAUCCUAUACAUGAAUAAACCUGUUUGUUGGUUGCACUGA